Phytophthora sojae is the source of this 1464-nucleotide messenger RNA. RefSeq lists its product as hypothetical. Gene Ontology annotation, molecular function: RNA binding; pseudouridine synthase activity. The transcript is spliced from 8 exons. Bases 1 to 1464 code for a protein of 487 amino acids. Gene Ontology annotation, biological process: tRNA pseudouridine synthesis. The record is from RefSeq and is a predicted model, not a curated record. Lineage: Eukaryota; Oomycota; Peronosporomycetes; Peronosporales; Peronosporaceae.
AUGGAGCUCUCGAGUGCGCUGAGGACCGGCGCGCUGUCCACCGAGGGCCUGCAGCGCGCGCGCGAGCUGGGCGUCUGCGUGCGCUGCUGCCUGCGCUUCGCUGACAUCGACGACUCGGACAUCUACGCCUGCUCGGAGGAGAAGCUGGUGGACGCUGUGCAUGAGUUCGUCAAGGAGAGCGGCGUGCUGGGCUUCGAGCCGCAGGAGGUCUCGGGCUGCACGUGCUGCGUGGGUGUGCUGAAUGGCACGUUCCACGAGAAGAUCUUGGCCGACGUGCAGCAGCUGGCGGACAAGGCCGACUACGACGUCAAGGCCUUCUCGCUCAACAUCAAGCUGCCGAGCGUCGUGAUGCUGCGCGAGUACUCGCUGCUGCAGUUCCUGCGCUCCGACGUGGAGAACUUCCCGCGCAAAAUGCCCUUUGACAUGAAAGAUGUGCUCAAGUCCUUCCUUGCACCUUCCAUCUCGAAAAUGCUCAAGAAUGCCGAGUGCGCGAAUGGGAGCGAGUUUUCCGUGCUGAUCGACGUGAAGCACGACGAAUCCGCUGAUGAAGUGCGCCAGAUCCCGGCAAUCAAGAAACAGCUAGAAAACACGCGAAAGCGCGGUCGUGGUCCGCCGCCGGUCUUCGAUGGUUUCGGCGCAGUGUCCCGAGCCCUGGCAGCGCUGGGGUCGUCCAUGCCCGACACGAUCAAGAGUCCACCGGCUCGUCUUACUACUGAACCCCACGCUGUGGCCACGUUCGAGCGCGACUCCGUGUACAUGCAGGGGCGAUACCUCAAGUUUCAGCGUGGACUAAGCCAGACGCCAUGGGUUCUGGACGGCGAGCGAAUGGGUGAGUCGUCGGUGGAGGAGUGCAUCGGUGAUAUCGCGCUGCCAUUCUUCCGCGGAUCAGGCUACAAGUUCCACACGGCUGGUCGUGAAGAUGUUGACGUGCGUAUGCUCGGAAAUGGAAGACCGUUCAUCUUGGAGAUUCUGGAUGCCGAGAAAGCGUAUCUGGACCAGUCCGAGUACGACCAGAUCGAGAAGGCUGUAAACGACGCCAACAAUGGCGCUGUCGAAAUUGUCAAGGUCAAGAGGUCCACCAAGGACUAUUUCGCCGGGCUUCAAACUGGGGCUGAUUCGAAGAAGAAGACGUAUUGCUGCGUUGUGUGGUCGGAAGGAGUGUUGACGCCGGAGUUAGUUGCAAAGAUCGAUGCAAUUCAAGACCUCACCAUUCAGCAGCAAACUCCCAUUCGUGUGCUGCACCGUCGAACGUUGAUGACGCGCCCGAAAAUUAUCCACGCAGCCAAGUGCGAAGUGCUGAACAAGCACUACAUGUUGCUGCGUCUCACAACGUCUGCUGGAACGUACGUGAAGGAGUUUGUGCACGGCGAUCGUGGUCGCACCAACCCCAACGUUGCAUCGAUUCUGGGCUGCGACGCUGAUAUCAUCCAGCUUGACGUCGAAAGCCUGAUUGAUGCCCAGUAA